Hyaloscypha bicolor E is the source of this 705-nucleotide messenger RNA. Its product is annotated as putative signal peptidase complex subunit SPC2. Lineage: Eukaryota; Fungi; Ascomycota; Leotiomycetes; Helotiales; Hyaloscyphaceae. The coding region runs from base 1 to 705 and encodes 234 amino acids. Gene Ontology annotation, biological process: protein targeting to ER. The record is from RefSeq and is a predicted model, not a curated record. The transcript is spliced from 2 exons. Gene Ontology annotation, cellular component: membrane; signal peptidase complex.
AUGGCAGUCUCAACAGAGAAAAUCUCAGUGCAUUCGAUGGCUGACCUAAAAAACACCUCCGACGACGCCAUCCCCGCGUACCUCAACUCCCUCAAAUUCACACAAUCUCACACCCUCUCUGAUACUCGCUUGGCACUUGGCUACUCCGCCUUCGUCAUCUGUGCCGCGACCUUCUACUGGGACUACAAGCUCGGCUUCGAGAGCACAAAGCACUACACCACCAUCGCGGUCGCUUUAUACGCCCUCCUAAACGGCAUCCUCACCUACUGGAUCUGGGGCGUCGAGAGAGGCUCUGUAUACAUCGGGACCAAUAAAGCAGGUGAACGAAUCGAGGUUUCGUCGAAGACGGAGAAAUACACGCCGAUUUAUAAUCUGAGUGUUACGACCGUGAGGAAGGGAGGCAAGAGGGAGACGGUCAGCAUUAAGAAGCCGUUUAAUGCGUGGUUUGAUAAGGCGGGGCAUUUCGUCGCCUUGCCGUUUCAGCAGAUGUUGGCGAGUGGGGUGAAGGUUGUGGGCGAGGCAGACCCGACGAAGGUGGUCGAGGGCAAGAAAAAGGUUGCGAAGGUCGAGGAUGGGGAGACACAGAGUAUGGAUGAGAAAUGGGCGAGUCUAUUGGCAGAGAGCUCGGGGGUUAGUUUGGAUGAUGUGGCCGCGAGUCCGGCUGCUACGCCUGGUGGGAGGAAGAAAAGGGGAAAGAAGGCGUAA